Messenger RNA from Phlebotomus papatasi, 756 nucleotides. Its product is annotated as 15-hydroxyprostaglandin dehydrogenase [NAD(+)]-like. The transcript has 2 exons. Gene Ontology annotation, cellular component: cytoplasm. Gene Ontology annotation, molecular function: oxidoreductase activity, acting on the CH-OH group of donors, NAD or NADP as acceptor. Lineage: Eukaryota; Metazoa; Arthropoda; Insecta; Diptera; Psychodidae. The record is from RefSeq and is a predicted model, not a curated record. The coding region runs from base 1 to 756 and encodes 251 amino acids.
AUGCUUGAAAAUUCGAUUAGUGUUCUCAUCACGGGUGGAGCCAAUGGCAUUGGACAAGCCAUUGCUGAGAAUUUGCUGGCUUCCGGAAUUGAAAAACUCGCUAUUGUGGAUAUCCGGAUGAUUGAGAAGGAUGUCUUGAGUUUGUGGAGAUCAGAAUAUCCCAAGUAUUCUAUGGAAUUCUUCCCAGUGGAUGUCACAGACAUGGAUAGCUUCAGAAAAGCCUUUCAUGAAGGAAUCGAAAAGUUCAAAAAGUUUGAUAUAGUGAUCAAUAGUGCUGGUAUCUUCGAUGAAUUUGACUUCGAGAAGAUGUUUAAAGUAAAUGUCUGUGGUGUUGUAAACUCCUGCCUACUGGCCAUUGAACACAUGCGCCAGGAUAAAGGUGGAUCUGGAGGAUGUGUACUCAACAUCUCUUCAAUAGCCGCCCUAAAACCCGUCCUGGCUGCUCCUCUAUACUCUGCCACAAAACAAGCAGUUCUCACAAUCACCUCGAGCUUUUCCGAAGCCUUCUUCUUCUCUCGCUUCGGCAUCUACUUCCACACUCUCUGCCCAGGAGCCACAAACACCCGACUCUUCACCGAUUCCUUCGAUGCUCGCUGUCUUUUUCCCGAAUUUGCUCCCGAAUAUCAUGCUGCAAUGGCCAAAUACCCCAUCCAGGAUGUUCAGGCUGUGGCCAAAGCUGCUCUUGAGAUACUCAAAGAUCACAAGAAUGGCAGUGUAUUCGUCAUUGACGAUGGGAAAAUUGAUUCAAGACAGUGA